Molecule: messenger RNA, 516 nt
Organism: Microthlaspi erraticum
Lineage: Eukaryota; Viridiplantae; Streptophyta; Magnoliopsida; Brassicales; Brassicaceae
Source: the annotation of a GenBank genome assembly
AUGACACAGGCGAUAAGUAGCGCACGGAAAUGGAUACUGGCGCAAGUAGAGGAAGAGAAGGGCCAAUCCGGCGCAAGAGUCACACCGAAACAUCCGAGCCGGCUACAUGCAAUCCGCUGUAACACAGACGCGGCCUGGAGGAAGGAGACGAAGGCAGCAGGACUGGGAUGGGUCUUCACAAACGACAGAUCGGAGCCUUUGGGAUCCGGAUUUGACACAAGAGAAGCCGUUCGAUCGGCGCUCACGGCAGAAGCACUGGCGAUGCUCCAAGCCAUCAAAACCGCCCGAGAAAUCGGACACAGCCACCUAUCAGUCGCUUCUGAUUCGCAACAGCUAAUCAAAGCAAUCAACAGAGGAGAUUCUUCCAAAGAGCUCCAUGGGAUUCUACAUGACAUCCUAGAUUUCUUACUUUCCUUUUCUGCAAUCUCUUUUCUCUAUGUUCCACGGGAAGCCAAUGUGAUGGCAGAUCGUUUAGCAAAGAAAGCUUUGGUUAACUUUGGUCAGGGACCGGUCUAA